AUGUCGACAGGGAAAAAUAAGCUAGAGAAAGUGGUCGUCCACCCACUGGUCCUCCUUUCUGUGACCGAUCACUACACACGAGUCGGCAAGACUGGCGCAGGACGCGUUGUAGGAAUUCUCUUGGGAACGUGGACGAUGGGUGGCCGCGAGCUUGACAUCUCAAACUCAUUCGCCUUGCCCUUUGACGAAGACAGCAAGGAUCGCGAUAUUUGGUUCCUUGAUCACGAUUAUCUCGAUACUAUGUUUACGAUGUUCAAAAAAGUCAAUGCCCGAGAGCGCAUCGUUGGAUGGUACCACACGGGCCCGAAACUGAAAGCCAACGACAUGAAAAUCCACGAGUUGAUUCAAAAGCACAUGCCAGCUGGCCACGAUGCCACUUUAACCGUCAUUGACGUUGCGAAAACAGACAAUAAUACCGGCCUCCCGACUGAGGCGUACGUCGCUGAAGCUGAUAUCCGCGACGAUGGAAAGCCAGCUGAGAAGACAUGGAGACACAUUUCUUCUGCGAUCGGUGCUGAGGAAGCAGAAGAAGUCGGCGUUGAGCAGCUUCUUCGAGAUGUUUACAAUCCAACUGCCGGUUCGCUUAGCCAGAAGAUCUCUGCUCAACUUGCGUCGAUCAGAGGACUUCAUGGAAAGCUCGAGCAGUGCUACGGCUAUUUGACAAAAGUAGUCGACGGGAAGCUGCCUCCAAACCACCAAGUCCUGUACAACUUGCAGGACGCCCUUUCGCUCGUUCCAGAUCUUAUUCCACUCACGAAAUCGUUUCACAUGGAGACUCACGACCAGCUUUUGCCUGUCUAUCUCGCCUCAUUAGUGCGGUCGAUCGUCGCUCUCCACGGCCUGAUCAAUAACAAGCUUCAAAACUCCUCCGACAUCAAGCCAAAGCCAACGACGGAGAAGCCCUCCACCGAAUCAGAUAAGCCUGCUGUCGCUGUUAAAUAA
Molecule: messenger RNA, 942 nt
Organism: Oikopleura dioica
Lineage: Eukaryota; Metazoa; Chordata; Appendicularia; Copelata; Oikopleuridae
Source: the annotation of a GenBank genome assembly